AUGCAGGAGAAGCAGUGGCAUCAUCACAAUGGCAGAUGGGAAGCAAGAAUAGGGCGAGUUUUUGGUAACAAAUACCUCUACUUAGGUACUUACAGUACUCAAGAGGAAGCAGCUCGAGCUUAUGACAUUGCUGCAAUCGAAUACAGAGGGAUGAACGCGGUGACUAACUUUGACUUAAGCACUUAUAUUAGAUGGCUAAAACCUGGUGCCAAUACUCAGAUGGCAUUCCAAGAAUUAAGAUCAGAAAAUCAGGCUAUACAAACCAACAGUAACGACAUGAUUAACCCGAUAAAUGAUCCUCAAUUCACUUUUGGCUCCAAUUAUUUUACCACAACUAGAGAAACUCUGCCCCCUAUUCCACAAAGCCAAGAACCCAUUGAGAGAAAAAUGCCCUUAAGUCCAUGCAACAAGUCGUCUCCGCCUACAGCUCUCAGCCUUCUGCUCCGAUCCUCCAUGUAUCGCGAGCUCGUGGAGAAGAAUUCCACCACUAGUACUAAUGAAAAGGAUGAGUCAAACAUGAAGAACAAAGAAAAAAUAAACAUAGAAGAUGAGUUUGUGUUUUAUUCAAGUGAUAAGUUGCCUGCAUUGGAGUCAAUGGAGAAGGGUAUUACUUCGUCUCGUUUGUGUGAUAGAGCAGGGCAGUCCUUUUGGAAUGUGAUGCCUUAA
This is a messenger RNA of Lycium barbarum (goji berry), 666 nucleotides long. RefSeq names its product AP2-like ethylene-responsive transcription factor ANT. The record is from RefSeq and is a predicted model, not a curated record. NCBI's taxonomy places the organism in Eukaryota, Viridiplantae, Streptophyta, Magnoliopsida, Solanales, Solanaceae. The transcript is spliced from 3 exons. Gene Ontology annotation, biological process: regulation of DNA-templated transcription. Gene Ontology annotation, molecular function: DNA-binding transcription factor activity; DNA binding. Bases 1 to 666 code for a protein of 221 amino acids.